AUGGAGAGGUCAGAAGACACUUCUAUCAAGGACAAGGCGAAAUUGGCCCUCAACGCCAUCCUGCAGAAUAUCCAGGUCUUGAAAAUGAGCUUCGCAAGGAAGGUCCUCAACGCCUUCCGCGACGUGGCGGGUGAGCAGGUGCAAGAUCGUAGCGACGCAGGGAUGCGCUGGCGUGGCAUCUUGAAGGGUUCCUGGCUUACAGCAGAGGAGUGGCUGGCUUAUCAUCUGAGUGGACCGCAUACGUCAAAGUCCUGUGAAGAGCUCGACGGUAUUCUGGAUUGCGUUCGUGAGGCGGCUGAACACAUUUGUGAAUCUCCGCAGGUUGAUCUAUCAGGUUCGUAUGCAGAUGGAACGGCGAUCCCUGGCAUCUCUGAUCUGGACAUAUGGAUUGACACUAGUGAGAUGUUGUUUGCCUGA
Molecule: messenger RNA, 417 nt
Organism: Cladocopium goreaui
Lineage: Eukaryota; Dinophyceae; Suessiales; Symbiodiniaceae
Source: the annotation of a GenBank genome assembly